This is a messenger RNA of Oryzias latipes (Japanese medaka), 3234 nucleotides long. It is a transcript of the gene itpk1b, whose product is annotated as inositol-tetrakisphosphate 1-kinase b. Gene Ontology annotation, cellular component: cytoplasm. Gene Ontology annotation, molecular function: inositol-3,4,5,6-tetrakisphosphate 1-kinase activity; inositol-1,3,4-trisphosphate 6-kinase activity; inositol-1,3,4-trisphosphate 5-kinase activity. Lineage: Eukaryota; Metazoa; Chordata; Actinopteri; Beloniformes; Adrianichthyidae. Gene Ontology annotation, biological process: inositol trisphosphate metabolic process. The record is from RefSeq and is a predicted model, not a curated record.
CCUGAGAGAAACAGCAGAAACAUCUCAACGUGAGUUCAGCUGCGCCUGUCAUCUGUCACCUCGGCUCUUUCUGCUUCGUCAACACACGGACCGGGAAUGGAAAACUCUCCAAGAUAGUUUCUGAAGAACAUAGGAGCGGAACUGUGCUAAAACUAAUAGAGAUGCAGACUUUCCUGAAAGGCCGGAGAGUCGGCUACUGGCUCAGCGAGAAGAAGAUGAAGAAACUGAAUUUUCAGGCCUUUGCUGAUUUGUGCAGGAAAAGAGGGAUAGAUGUUGUUCAGCUGGAUUUAAGCCAACCUCUGGAGGACCAAGGUCCUUUGGAUGUCAUCAUCCACAAAUUGACUGACCUGAUCCUGGAAGCUGACCAGAAUGAUUCCCAGGCGGUGAUGUUGGUACAAAGAGUACAGGAUUACAUCGACGCCCACCCUGAGACCGUUGUUCUGGAUCCACUACCGGCCAUCCGAACUCUGCUGGAUCGCUGCAAGUCUUACCAGCUGGUCCACAGAAUAGAGAGCCGUAUGCAAGAUGAGAGGAUUUGCUCUCCUCCUUUCAUGGUCCUGAACACGGAAUGCAGUCCAGAUGUGCUGGAGGACAUCAAGAAGCAAGGACUCACAUUCCCCUUCAUUUGCAAAACGAGGGUGGCUCAUGGCACCAACUCGCACGAGCGGAAAUCAAUAUCUGUGUCAUGCUUGCCCUCGUUCCAUCACUCUGACGGCUCUGAAAUGGCCAUCAUCUUCAGUGAGGAGGACCUGAAGAAUGUGAGCCCUCCGUGCGUAAUCCAGAGUUUCAUCAACCACAACGCAGUCCUCUACAAGGUCUUUGUGGUGGGUGACUCCUACACUGUGGUGGAGAGACCUUCCCUGAAAAACUUUCCUGCUGGGCCUUCAGACAGGAAAGCCAUAUUUUUCAACAGUCACAAUGUUUCCAAGCCGGAGUCGUCGUCAGACUUGACCUCGAGAGCAAACGUGGAAGGAGUGUCUCAGCCACCUUGUGAUGAUGUCAUCAGAGAGCUCUCCAGGUCACUGCAGCAGGAGCUGGGCGUGUCCCUGUUUGGCAUCGAUGUGAUCAUAAACAACCAAACCGGCCAGCACGCCAUUAUUGACAUCAAUGCAUUCCCUGGCUAUGAAGGCGUUCCAGAAUUUUUCAAUGACCUGCUGAAUCACAUAAGCAGCGUGCUCCAGAGCCACAGCCCUGACUUUGUCCCCGCCAGUGAGCAGUCCAAAGGCCUCCCCGUCAGCACCACCGUCCCCAGCAGCACCCCCCCGGCCUUGGGCUGCUGCAGCAGCAUGCGGGGGAAGGACAUGCAGAGACUAGGCUGCAACUCGGCCGUGUCCCCCAACUUUCAGCAGCACUGUGUCUCCACUAUAGCUACCAAGGCUUCCUCCCAGUGACUGAGUCCAUACCCCACUGUGUUUGAUCCCUGAAAAAAAAAAACAAAUCACAAAGAUAAUAAUAAUAAUGAUAAUAAUCAAAGUAAUUAUGAUGUUAAUAUAUCUAAUCAAAAUCUUUUUCCUAUAUAGUUACUGAAAUAAUUGGUGAUUGGGUGUAACCUUUUUGUCUUUCUGCCUUUUUGUAUGUUUUGUCUAAUAAGACUUAAAGAGUACUGUAAUGUGAACUGUUGGGAACUUUGACCUAAUUUUGCUUUUUCUCUCCUGUGGGGUUCUCUAUAGUGAAAGGGUCCAGAUGGAAUGGCUAAAGAAAAGGGCCUCAUCCAUGCUGGAGAAUUAUGUGCCACCAAAUGUGCAAUGUCUAAGCCUCCCCUCUCCCAGGUUCACACAAACAUUUACACAGCAACAUGCUUUGCCAGUUACUUGUGUGUGUAUUUGUGGUCAGUACCACUGAUAAUGAGGGCACCGGUGGGCAUUACUCCACACAUCCAAGGCUGCUGACUGGCAGAGGACAUGAAUGUUAGAAGGGUUUUCUUAGUUGGAACAAACAUGCAGUUUAUCAUUCUGAGUGCCAUCAAUCCCACGGUAAAGGAGCUUUGUAGAAAGGAAAGAGAAAUUCCUCAUGACUGUUUAAAACAUCUGAUUUUUUUUAAAUUCUUCUAUAUAAAUCCAUGUCCUCCUCAUUUAUGCAGCCACUUUAAGUUUAAUUCCUGCAUGCGUGUGCAACUUUUGAAGUCACUCCAGUGAAGAAAGGAUCACAUUCCUGCUCGUUUGUGAACGUUUUCAGAGAAAUUCCGACAUUAGAAUUCCAGUGGUAUAGUGUGAGCUUUCCUCUCAUCCCAGCAUGGUGUAACCAAGAAACUUUAAGAGCUGCCGUGAGGCUGAACCGGUAAAUCUGUGCUAUCAUUCACCCUAAACUUAGUUUUCUGUGGUCACUGAAUAGGUAAUAUUUGCUUUAUUGUGACACUUCAUAUAAGAAUCCAGUCGAGCUCAGAUAUUUGGUCGGUUUUCUCAUUCAGCUGCUGUAUUUGAUUUUUUUUUUUUUUUUCACAUUUAAAGUGGGUGGAGGGUCCAGCUGUUGUUCCCACUCUUUACUAUGUGAUUUAUUUUUUUAAGAUUUACGAAGAGCACAUUUAUUUUAUAGAAAUAAAAGAGAAAAUGUUUUAUAUAAAAUGAUGUGAAAGCAGUGAAGCUUUUGAACAAAAAAUAACAAAUUUAAAUGGAAAAAUGUUGGUGCAGACGGUCUUAAAGGGACAGAUGAUCUUACGGUGUAACUAGUGGGAACCAGUGCCAACCUGCUGUGCGGUAAAAUGACUGCUUUUGUGUGAACCUGCUCAUUUUUCUCUUCCCGCAGACGGCUGCCGAUCCAUAUCUAAGGGAAUUGAUUACACUUUGGUUUGCUCUGUCGUCAUAAAUCCCUGCAAACACAUCACCAGCAACAUGUCUUGAAAUCAUAGCUUAGAUUUUUUUUUUCCACUUAUUGCUUAUGGAAUGUUAUGAUUUUAAACAUCUGAGUGCAGAGAAGCAUCCAAAGCCACAAUAGCUUCAGAGGAAUCGAUUUCUUUACCUGGCAGUGUUGAUAUGGAAUUUCCCUGUGCACACACCACUGAACUGUACCAUUCCUUGUUCCUUACUGUACUAGGUUCUUCCUAUCAGUGGUUUUCCUGAUAUCCAUCCAGCCUCCAUGUUUACUUCUUGGGUGUCUUGUACAAAACUUGUGCACCUGGAUUUACAUCCAUGCACUACUUUUUUGUAUCGGUUCUGUAAUCAAAAAUCCACAUUUGUGACUUUUUUUUUUUAAUUGAAGGGCCAAUUACACAGACAAAAAUAAAUAAGUGAAAACCUA